Messenger RNA from Actinia tenebrosa (Australian red waratah sea anemone), 2142 nucleotides. RefSeq lists its product as uncharacterized. Gene Ontology annotation, biological process: DNA integration. The record is from RefSeq and is a predicted model, not a curated record. NCBI's taxonomy places the organism in Eukaryota, Metazoa, Cnidaria, Anthozoa, Actiniaria, Actiniidae. Gene Ontology annotation, molecular function: nucleic acid binding.
AUGGAUCCGUAUACGAACACUGAUCUUCCUGGCUAUAGUUUCAUAUUUCAGCCAGCUCACUCUAACGCAGGGGGUGUUGGAUUCUAUAUCAACAAUAACUAUUCUUACACCAUAAGAAAUGACCUUUGCCAUACAGAAUCUGAAUUUGAAUCUUUAUGGGUUGAAUUUGAGAUCCCCCAUCAACACAAUAUUGUUUGUGGCGUGGUAUAUAGGCAUCCAGACACAAAAUUAGACAAGACAAUCAAAUUCCUGUAUGAAACUGCAGAGAAAAUUAACAAAGAAGGCAACUAUUGUUUGCAUCACAUCCAAGGCAGCCAAAAUCCUGCAGACGAAGCAUCAAGAUCGAUGUCAGCGCAAAAACUUCUCGACAACCCUAGAUGGCUCAAAGGCCCAGCGUUCCUUUGGGAAGCAGAGGUUCCUCUGAUCAACCAAUCCGGUUCCAGAUUCAAUGUAGCUGAUGACGACAUCGAGGUAAAGGUCCAUUAUCAGGAAGUGCAAGCCACUACCCUCAUCACUGCAAAGGCCAAAGAUCAACAUCCAACUGUUCUUCAAUACAUUGAACGUUUUUCAAACUGGCACAAAGCGAAGUCAUGGAUCUCCACGAUACGAAGAGGUAUCAACAGAUUGAAAAAGAAAAGUCCAUCAGUCGACAUUUCGCAGAAAGAAGUCAACUGUCUACCCAUAGAUACAUCUGUCAAGGACCUGCAAACCGCAGAACAGCUUAUAAUCAGAAAUCUACAAGAAGAACAUUUUAAAGAGGAAAGGACAAUCCUUAAACAGCUUCAAGGAAAUGCAGACCGUUUCAAAGAUCGUAAUGCCGCAAGAGCCCGAAAUACUAAGUUGAAAGCAAAGAGCACAUUGUUUCGCCUCGACCCGUUCAUUGAUCAAGAUGGUCUUCUCAGAGUUGGAGGACGGAUCACCACGACAGAUGAACCAUUUGCAGUGAAGCACCCUCUAAUCCUUCCCCAAAGAAGUCAUGUGACGACUCUCAUCAUCAAUCACUAUCACAGUGAAGUCAUCCACCAUCAAGGUAGAAGUACAACUCUCAAUGCCCUACGACAGUCAGGGUUCUGGAUCACCAACGGAAGAUCUGCUGUUACAUCUCACAUCAGCAAAUGCGUUACGUGUCGCAAAGAAAGAGGCAAGUUGCAAAACCAGRAGAUGGCAGAUCUACCAGAAGAGCGUGUGACACCUGCUCCACCAUUUACUUAUUCGGGUAUGGAUGUUUUCGGACCGUUCUACAUCAAAGAAGGUCGCAAGACUGUCAGAAGAUACGGCAUAAUAUUUACAUGCUUAUCUUCACGUUCUGCUCAUCUGGAAACGCUGAACUCCAUGGACAGCGAUUCAUUCAUUAAUGCACUUAGACGUUUCCUCAGUCGCAGAGGAAAAGUACGGGUAUUACGCUGUGACCAAGGCACGAAUUUUGUUGGAGCCAAAAACGAGUUCAUCGCUGCUGAAUCUGAAGUGGAAAAAGGCAAAGUAAAAGAAUUCUUAUUGAAGAAUGACUGUGAGCUCAUUGAGUUCAAAUUCAACGUUCCCCACGCCUCUCAUAUGGGCGGUGUGUGGGAGCGCAUGAUACGAUCAACCCGUUCAGUGUUGUCAUCACUACUCAACCAGCUGGGUAGCCAGCUAGAUGACGAAUCUUUCAGAACGCUGAUGACAGAAGCGGAGAACAUCAUCAACAGCCGCCCCCUCACAGUGACAGACCUAUCUGACCCAAAAGCUGAAGAGCCCCUUACUCCAAACCACCUCCUGACCGGAAAGUCAGCUGUAGUACUACCUCCUCCUGGAAAGUUCGAGAGUCCCGAUGUGUAUUGCAGAAAGCGAUGGCGUCGUGUCCAGUAUAUUGCGGAUCAGUUCUGGACACGAUGGAGGAAAGAGUAUCUCAACCACCUCAACUGUAGACGAAAAUGGACUGUCCCCAAGCGCAACAAUCAGGUGGGUGACAUUGUCCUCCUCAAAGACGAAUGCCCAAGAAACAAGUGGCCUCUUGCCAGGGUAACGAAGACCCUUCCCGGUAAAGACGGCAUAGUGCGCAAAGUUGAAAUCCAGACUGCGCAAGAUGGACAGCGAAGGUUCUACGAAAGACCUAUCCAUAAACUGAUACUAGUGCUAUCAAAGGAAGAACAAGAGAAUAAUUGA